This is a messenger RNA of Radiomyces spectabilis, 1947 nucleotides long. RefSeq names its product hsp71-like protein. The transcript has 2 exons. Gene Ontology annotation, cellular component: cytoplasm; plasma membrane; cytosol. Lineage: Eukaryota; Fungi; Mucoromycota; Mucoromycetes; Mucorales; Radiomycetaceae. Gene Ontology annotation, molecular function: ATP-dependent protein folding chaperone; ATP binding; misfolded protein binding. The record is from RefSeq and is a predicted model, not a curated record. Bases 1 to 1947 code for a protein of 648 amino acids. Gene Ontology annotation, biological process: vesicle-mediated transport; cellular response to unfolded protein; protein refolding.
AUGACUAAAGCUGUUGGUAUUGAUUUGGGUACAACCUACUCUUGUGUCGGUGUCUGGCAAAAUGAUCGUGUGGAAAUCAUUGCCAAUGAUCAAGGUAACCGUACCACUCCCUCCUACGUCGCCUUUACCGAUUCAGAACGUUUGAUUGGUGAUGCCGCCAAAAACCAAGUUGCGAUGAAUCCGCACAAUACGGUGUUUGACGCCAAGCGUCUUAUUGGUCGCCGUUUUGACGAUGCGGAAGUGCAGGCCGAUAUGAAGCAUUGGUCAUUCAAGGUGGUGGCCAAAGAAGGCAAGCCCGUGAUUCAAGUAGAAUACAAAGGCGAACAAAAGGAGUUCACUCCCGAAGAAAUUUCAUCCAUGGUCUUGAUCAAGAUGCGUGAAACCGCAGAAGCUUACAUUGGUGACAAGGUGGACAGUGCCGUCAUCACCGUGCCGGCCUAUUUCAACGAUUCGCAGCGUCAAGCUACCAAGGAUGCUGGUGUGAUUGCCGGUUUGAACGUCUUGCGUAUCAUCAACGAACCUACCGCAGCCGCCAUCGCCUAUGGUCUGGAUAAGGAGGCCAAGGGAGAAAUCAACGUGCUCAUCUUCGACUUGGGUGGCGGUACUUUUGAUGUGUCUCUUUUAACCAUUGAAGAGGGUAUCUUUGAAGUCAAGGCCACGGCUGGUGACACCCAUCUUGGUGGUGAAGACUUUGAUAAUCGCUUGGUCAAUCAUUUCAUUGAAGAAUUCAAACGCAAAAACAAAAAGGACAUCUCCGGCAACGCUCGUGCCGUGCGUCGCCUCCGUACCGCGUGUGAACGUGCCAAGCGUACGCUUUCUUCCAGCACCACUUCCAGCAUUGAAAUCGAUUCGCUCUAUGAAGGUAUCGAUUUCUAUACCUCGUUGACCCGUGCUCGUUUCGAAGAACUCUGCCAGGAUCUUUUCCGCUCCACCAUGGAACCCGUCGACAAGGUGUUGCGUGAUGCCAAGAUUGAUAAGGGCGCUGUCCAUGAUAUCGUCUUGGUAGGCGGUUCCACCCGUAUCCCCAAGAUUCAAAAGUUGGUCUCGGAUUAUUUCCACGGUAAACAAGCGUCCAAAUCCAUCAACCCCGAUGAAGCUGUGGCAUACGGUGCAGCCGUCCAAGCCGCUAUUCUUACCGGUGACACUUCGGAAAAGACAAGUUCACUCUUGUUGCUUGACGUCGCUCCGCUGUCUUUGGGUAUCGAAACUGCUGGUGGUGUCAUGACCCCACUUAUCAAGCGUAACACGACCGUGCCCGCCAAGAAAUCCGAAAUCUUUUCCACGUUUGCCGACAACCAACCCGGUGUGCUGAUCCAGGUCUUUGAAGGUGAACGUGCUCGCACCAAGGACAACAACUUGUUGGGCAAGUUUGAACUUUCCGGUAUUCCCCCGGCUCCUCGUGGCGUUCCUCAGAUCGAAGUCACUUUUGAUGUCGAUGCCAACGGUAUCUUGAACGUCUCGGCUCUGGACAAGACCACCGGUAAAUCUAACAAGAUCACCAUCACCAACGACAAGGGUCGUCUGUCCAAGGAAGAUAUUGAACGCAUGGUCAACGAUGCCGAAAAGUACAAGGCCGAAGACGAAGCCGUGGCCGCUCGUAUCAGUGCCAAGAAUGGUCUUGAAUCUUAUGCUUACAACUUGCGCAACACGCUUUCCGAGGAAACUGUCAAGUCCAAGUUGGAUCCUGCCGAUAAGGAGAAACUCGAAAGCUCCAUCAAGGAGACCAUUGACUGGCUUGAUAACAGUCAAGAAGCCAGCAAGGAAGAAUACGAAUCGCGACAAAAGGAGUUGGAGGAAAUUGUCAAUCCCAUCAUGACCAAACUCUAUCAAGGAGCUGGUGGUGCUCCCGGUGGUGCUCCUGGAGGUGCUCCCGGCGGAUUCCCUGGCGGUGGACCUGGUGGUGCCCCCGGUGGCGAUUCGGGUCCCACAGUCGAAGAAGUCGAUUAA